AACAGUAAAGGUAAGUAACAAGAGAAUCUUCCACUGGACCCCAAAGCACCAAAAUGGCAGAAUUAGUCUCUGAUGCUCAAAAUCCUUUAAACUGCCCGAUCUGUCUGAACCUGUUUAAGAACCCGGUGACUACAGCCUGUGGGCACAGUUUCUGUCACGACUGUAUAAAGGGUUGCUGGGAUCGAGAUGCUUCUUUGAGGCGAGCGUACAGCUGCCCUACAUGCAGGAAGACGUUCAACCGAAGACCAGAUCUCAGCAGAAGCACGGUCCUGGCUGAGAUUGUAGAGGGAAUGAAACAGGAAGUUCCAGCUAAGCCUGAAGAUGUUACGUGCGAUUCUUGCAAAGGAAGAAAACUCAAAGCCGUCAAGUCUUGUUUGUUUUGUAUGGCUUCUUACUGCCCAACUCACAUUCAGCCUCAUUACGAGUCUGAAGCUUUUAAGAAACACAAGCUGGUAGACGCUUCCUCGGAUCUACAGCAGCAGAUCUGCCCUCAGCAUCAUAAAGCUCUGGAGAUAUACUGCUAUAACGACCAGAAGUGUAUAUGUGUAGUUUGUAUGGGGACUCAACACAGUGGACAUCGAACGGUCUCAGCUGCAGCUGAAAUGGCAAAAACAGGUAUGGUUCAAAAAGCAUAA
Puntigrus tetrazona (Sumatra barb) is the source of this 635-nucleotide messenger RNA. Its product is annotated as E3 ubiquitin/ISG15 ligase TRIM25-like. Gene Ontology annotation, molecular function: zinc ion binding. The record is from RefSeq and is a predicted model, not a curated record. NCBI's taxonomy places the organism in Eukaryota, Metazoa, Chordata, Actinopteri, Cypriniformes, Cyprinidae.